Messenger RNA from Metschnikowia bicuspidata var. bicuspidata NRRL YB-4993, 1354 nucleotides. RefSeq lists its product as uncharacterized. Bases 300 to 1013 code for a protein of 237 amino acids. Lineage: Eukaryota; Fungi; Ascomycota; Pichiomycetes; Serinales; Metschnikowiaceae. The record is from RefSeq and is a predicted model, not a curated record. Gene Ontology annotation, cellular component: nucleus. The transcript has a single exon.
UAUAACAUGGUCACCAGACUUGCAGGUCUAAAAUAGGUGAACCGUGAGACAGUAAACAAAACCCAGCCAGAAAUGCAAAAAAUACACAGUCCGCUUCGUUUGCUUCGCUUCUGGAAAUGGAAAAGGAGAAAUUGAGAUGAAAUCCUACCAACACGCGAUUUCAAUUGCUAGCUCUUCUGGUCACGAGUUCCCUACUCCAAUUCCGUGCGCGCACAACUCUCCGUGAUCUACAGAGCAAAUGUUCAAAUGAUCGAUACUUCCUUUUGAAUUGAGGUCUAUUAAAAUACCAAAAAUAGUCGAUGUCCUGCGAAAACGAACAUUUCCACAGCCACGGAAGCCAUGGCGAUGACGGCCAUGAUCACGAUGAUCACGUGGCUCCUGAGGAAACAUACUCGUCACAACUGCUCAACCUGAAAAUCAACCUCUUCCAGGUGACCGCACUUAACCUAGCAAACCCACCGGAGGAGCUACCUAAAUUGUUUAAGCCCGCCCCACUUCGAUUCCAGCUUAAGCCUGUCAUCAAAUCCGAUGCAGAUGAGCAGCUCAUAGUCCAUAUACCCUUUUUGAAUGGCAGUGUCAAAUUGCACAGCGUUAUUCUACGCACCAACGGCGACAAGUACUGCCCUCGCACGAUAAAGCUCUUUAAAAACAACCGUAAUAUCGAUUUCGACAAUGUAAAUGACACGAAGGCAACGUUCACAUUGACACACCCCCAUGUCGGUGUUUCGCUUAAUGAUGACGGCGAGGACGAAGAGAUGCCUGAAGCAUUAGAGUCCACCGCCGAUUUCGUCGAGCAUCAUGUGCCCCGUCAUGUGUUCACGGGCGUCCAUACAUUGACGAUGUUUGUGGAAAAUAUACAUGGCGACGAGGAGGAAUGCCACUUUCACUCUGUAGAGUUGCGGGGCGAAUAUACCGAGCUUAGCAGGGACCCCGUAAUCACGAUCUACGAGCUGGCGGCUAACCCUGCGGAUCACAAGCGGGUCGAAGAGACGCUAUCCCUGAUGAACUUCUAGAGGGUGGCAGACAUAGUUUCAGAACGAAAUGAAGGAAGCCGAUAGUGGACAGAUUCAUACGUGCAUGUAGUUGUUUGAGCUCAGACAUGUUGAAAGUGACAGUCUGAUGGAUGAGUUGAUUUUCCUGAAUUCAGAUUCUCAGGUUCUGUAACUCAUCAGUCAAAAUUCUGGCUCGAACUUGCAGAAAAGGCAAUCCCGCAAGGUAGCUUUCAGAACAGACCCCUUGUGAUCACAAGAGGAGAUAUUGAAGCUGAAAGUGUCAUUUCCUUCCCACGUUCUUGUUGCCUCAUGGCUACAUUAUUGAUUUUGAAGAAGUUUUGCAGUUACUCAAAUGGUAUAUG